This is a messenger RNA of Medioppia subpectinata, 678 nucleotides long. The record is from the annotation of a GenBank genome assembly. Lineage: Eukaryota; Metazoa; Arthropoda; Arachnida; Sarcoptiformes; Oppiidae.
AUGGCCAAGCUCAUUACAUCGGAUAAUGUCUGCGAGGAUGGAUCGGACAUAUUUCACGACGACUAUUACGACAUAUGCUAUAAAUACUAUUCAGGUGUCGCUGAUUAUCAUAAGAUGGUCAAAGAGUGCAACGCUCUAAACGACUCAUCCCUGCCCACCAUUAAUUCAAAAGCUGAGCAAGAUUUUUUAAUCAACAUGAUGAUUAAAUACAAAAUGGUGGAGAGUGUAUGGCUGGACGCCAGCAUCAAAGACAAGCACAUUGUUUGGUCCGAUAGGAGUAGUGGUGAGUACGAGAACUGGAUGUCCGGCCGACCCGUGAAUAAUGACAACUGUGUGGAAAUGUUGGCCGACGAGGUUAACCGUGGUAAAUGGGAAGAUCAACCAUGCUCAAAGUUGAAUGGUUACAUAUGCAAGCGUGUGGUGAUGUGGUCGGACCAGGAAACGGCGCGUUUGAUCAGGGACAGUCGUAGAAUGUUGGACGGGGCAAUUAGUAAAAUAGGCACGUUGGAGAAAGAUCUAGGUGCCAAAAUCACCCAGUUGGAACAGACUCAAGUGCCUAUUGGCUUUCUCUAUGUACAGCUGCCCGACCAGGCUGAGCCUAAAACAUUGUGGCCGGCAUACACGUGGUCAGAUGUGACGGCCACAUACGGGCAGAGGGUGUUAAAAAUGGUAGCCUAG